Molecule: messenger RNA, 2537 nt
Organism: Bacillus rossius redtenbacheri
Lineage: Eukaryota; Metazoa; Arthropoda; Insecta; Phasmatodea; Bacillidae
Product: lysosomal acid glucosylceramidase-like
Exons: 10
Coding region: 183-1739 (518 amino acids)
Biological process (GO): glucosylceramide catabolic process
Molecular function (GO): glucosylceramidase activity
Source: RefSeq, a predicted model, not a curated record
UGUGUGUGAUUGUCCCAUGAUAACCUGGUCAAUUUUGAAUGACGGGAAGGGGGAAGAACACAAUAGGAUUGUUGAGUCAUACGGCAGCGAAAUUUUCGAGUAAUAACCGCAGGAGUUUACUCGAUCUGCGACAUUUCGCCUUAUUCUGAAGACACUGGCAGACUGACUAGGAUUGUCUCAACAUGUUGAACCUGUUACUCGUCUUCAACUUGUUCAUCUUUAGUCAAGGCGACGGAGGGGCGCCGUGCCUCGCCCGGGACUACGGCUGGGGCAGCGUGGUGUGCGUGUGCAACUCCAGCCACUGCGACUCCCUGGGGCUCGGCCCCCUCCGGCAGCUGGCCGGCGGGGCGGUCGUCCAGUACCAGACCUCCAAGGCCGGCCUCAGGCUCCAGCCGCGCCGCGCCGCCUUCUCCUCCAGCCACGGCCGGGACGCGGCGAACACGACCUUGGAGGUGGACCAGCGAGUGACGUACCAGGAGGUGCUGGGGUUCGGUGGGGCUGUGUCCGACGCAACUGCCAUCAACACGUUCUCGCUGAGCGCCGCAGCGGCGGAGAGACUCGUCAGGGCCUACUUCUCGCCGGAGGGCAGCAGGUACUCGCUGGUCCGAGUGCCCAUCGGGCCCACGGACUUCUCCUCCCGCUACUACGAGUACACCGGGGACCACCAGUAUGACACCUCCCUGGAGCACUUCAACCUCACUGAAGAGGACACCGAGUACAAGAUACCGUUCAUCAAGAUGGCGCGGCGCGUCAGCCGGCAGCACGUGAACCUGUUCGCUGCUGCUUGGACGGCACCACAGUGGAUGAAGGACAUAGACAACUCGACCGGGAAGAGCGUUCUGAAGCCGGAGUACUACCAGGUGUACGCCGACUACUACGUACGGUUCCUGCGGGCCUACGCGGCGCGGGGCCUCGACUUCUGGGGCGUGACCCCGCAGAACGAGCCCGACGUGGCCCUGGUGCUGGGGCUGGUCAUCACCAUGGGCUGGACCGCGGCGAGCAUGCGGGAGUACCUGGCGGGGCACCUCUGCCCUUCGCUCCGUUCCGCGGGCUUCGGCGGCCUCAAGGUCAUGCUGGUGGACGACAACAGGAGCUACCUGCCGGCCUGGCUGCCGCUGCUGAAGAACGAGACCGUGCGAGACUGCGUGAGCGGCUCGGCCCUGCACUGGUACAGCGACAACACCACGCCGCCGAGCGUCCUCAGCGACGCCCACGCCGCCUUCCCGGACAAGUUCCUGCUCUACAGCGAGGCCUGUCCAGCACGGAGCGGCUCCGGGACACGUGUCCAGCUCGGCAACUGGGAGGACGGAGCGGAGUACCUGUCGGACAUCAUCCAGGUGGCCAGCCACUGGGUGGCCGGCUGGGUGGACUGGAACAUGGCCGUGGACCUGGGCGGCGGGCCCAACUGGCUCGGGCAGACGCGCGACGACGCCUCGGUGGUCGUCAACUCCACGGCGGACGAGUUCUACAAGCAGCCCACCUUCUACGCCGUGGCGCACUUCUCCAGCUUCGUUCCCCCCGGCUCCGUGCGCGUGUCCCUCCGCGCGGGGGCGUGGCCGGCGGCGCUCGAGGGCGUGGCCUUCCUCACGCCCGACCGCGUCACCGUCGUCGUGCUCCACAACAAGGGUGACGCAGACUUGGCAGUCUCCGUCAGCGACUCAGCGCGGGGCAACCUGACCUUGGACAUCCCUGCCAGGAGCAUGCACACCGUCCUCUACCGACAAGAGCUGCGACACUGACCGCCACCUUGGGCUUCUUUGUUUACUAGUUCAUUUUGCUAUCUUUACAACGAAAAAAUUUUCCCAAGCGAAAGACUGUCACCUUGAUGAUGGAUUCUUCCGUUUUUGGAGCUGCUAAAAUCCACAAACACCGGGGGAAGCAGAAAAGGGUUCAAAAUGUGAUAUUUAAGAGAUGGUAAUAUGACCGCAUGUAACUUGAGAGAUUUUUGUUUUUAUGGUUGCUACACAUUCCAUUUCAAGACACAACAAGUUUUAGUUGUUGAACAUGCUACACCUGAACCCUAACCGUAUUCCUUGAGCAUGAUAGGACACGGCCAGUCCAUUUUUUUUUAAGGGAACGGAUUUUGGUGUCUUGUCCGUUGCAGAUCUGUUGCCCGAAUUCCGCACAUGCGCAGAGCUCACCUUCACGUUUAUUCCAUCCAGAUGGCGGACCAAGUCUUGCACUGUUAACUCGUAUAUGUGCUAUGUAUUCGAACCCUACAAAACUUCCGAAUAAAUUAAAAACCCUAAACUUUAUCCGACGUUAAAAACGGAACAAUUUUUUUAAAAGAACAUACCUAAUUUGAUAUGAAACUCCCAUGUAACACAGUGUUAAAGAUGGAUUCAACCACUACUAGCGCCGCGAGCUUUAAUCAGCCGACGGAGAAUGACGGUAAGUUGCCAGACCUGUCUAUAUGACCGAGGUUCGAAGCUUGAAUAGAUUGUCGCUUGUCCACAGUUGUUACAAACAAAAUAUGCUAUUCAAUUUUUUAUAUACAGCUACAACCUUGUUUUUAAUAAAAAAUAUAAUGGAUUGUA